AUGGGUAUAUCACGGCGUCCCAAGAACAAAGCUGCCCAGCAUGCCCAAUCGGGAGCAUCGGGCGUCCAGGGCGGCGGCAGUGCGAAGCCCAAAAAGGCCACCUUUGAGGUGGCCAAGAAGAAGGAAAUUGGCGUUUCCGACUUGACCCUCCUCAGCAAGGUCUCCAACGAAGCCAUCAACGACAACCUCAAGAAGCGCUUCGAAGGCGCCGAAAUCUACACGUACAUCGGCCAUGUCCUGGUAUCCGUCAACCCCUUCCGCGACCUGGGCAUCUACACCGACCACGUCCUCGACAGCUACAAGGGAAAGAACCGUCUCGAGAUGCCCCCUCACGUCUUUGCCAUCGCCGAGUCCGCCUACUACAACAUGAAGGCUUACAAGGACAACCAGUGCGUCAUCAUAUCGGGCGAGUCUGGCGCCGGCAAGACUGAGGCUGCCAAGCGCAUCAUGCAAUACAUUGCCAGUGUCUCUGGCGAGCAGUCGGGUGACAUCAAGAAAAUCAAGGAAAUGGUGCUGGCCACAAACCCCUUGCUCGAGUCGUUCGGCAACGCAAAGACGCUGCGGAACAAUAACUCGUCGCGGUUCGGAAAGUACCUCCAGAUCCACUUCAACUCGGCAGGCGAACCGGUCGGGGCCGACAUCACAAACUAUCUGCUCGAGAAGACGCGCGUCGUCGGCCAAAUAACCAACGAGAGGAACUUCCACAUCUUCUACCAGUUCACCAAGGGGGCUUCGCGGCAGUACCAGGAGCGUUUUGGCAUCCAACGUCCCGAGACCUACGUCUAUACCAGCCGCUCCAAAUGCUUCGACGUCGACGGCAUCGACGAUGUAGCCGACUUCCAGGACACCCUCAACGCCAUGAGCGUUAUUGGUCUGAGCCAGUCCGAGCAGGACGACAUCUUUCGCAUGCUCGCUACUAUCCUGUGGAUCGGCAACAUCCAAUUCCAGGAAGACGACAAUGGCUACGCCGCUGUCGCUGACCAGUCGGUGGUGGAUUUUGCCGCAUACCUCCUCGAAGUGACGCCCGAACAGCUAAUCCACGCCAUCACGAUCCGCAUCCUGACCCCUCGCAGCGGCGAAGUAAUCGAGUCCCCUGCUAACCCCGCCCAGGCCUCUGCCUCGCGCGAUGCCCUGGCCAAGGCCAUCUACAACAAUCUUUUUGACUGGAUCGUGGAGCGCAUAAACAAGUCUCUCAAGUCUCGACAGGCGACGGCCAAUUCGGUCGGGAUACUGGACAUAUACGGCUUCGAAAUCUUCGAGAAGAACAGCUUCGAGCAGCUGUGCAUCAACUACGUCAACGAAAAGUUGCAGCAAAUCUUCAUCCAGCUUACCCUCAAGACAGAACAGGAGGAAUAUGCCAGGGAGAAAAUCCAGUGGACUCCCAUCAAGUACUUCGACAACAAGGUCGUGUGCGACCUCAUUGAGCAAAUCAGGCCCCCCGGCGUCUUUUCGGCCAUGAAGGAUGCCACCAAGACGGCACAUGCUGAUCCCGCCGCAUGCGACCGGACCUUUAUGCAGAGCAUUAAUGGCAUGUCUCACGCUCACCUGACCCCCCGUCAGGGCAACUUCAUCAUCAAGCACUACGCUGGAGAAGUUUCCUACACCGUCGAGGGAAUUACCGACAAGAACAAGGACCAGCUCCUCAAAGGGCUUCUCAAUCUUUUCCAGCACAGCGGAGUCCAAUUUGUACAUACAAUCUUCCCUCACCAGGUCGACCAGGACAACCGUAAACAGCCGCCCUCGGCCGGAGAUCGGAUCCGCGCUUCGGCCAACGCCCUGGUGGAGACGCUCAUGAAGUGCCAGCCAUCAUACAUCCGGACCAUCAAGCCUAAUGAGAACAAGUCGCCCACUGAAUACAACAGCCCCAACGUGCUUCACCAAAUCAAGUACCUGGGUCUCCAAGAAAACGUCCGGAUUCGACGAGCCGGGUUCGCCUACCGGCAAGCCUUUGACAAGUUUGUCGACCGCUUCUUUCUUCUGUCGCCCGCCACGUCGUAUGCAGGCGAGUACACCUGGCAAGGUUCGUACGAGGAUGCCGUCAGGCAGAUCCUCAAAGAUACGAGCAUCCCCAAAGAAGAGUGGCAGCUUGGCGUUACAAAGGCUUUCGUCAAGGCACCCGAGACCCUGUUUGCCCUGGAGCACAUGAGAGACCGAUACUGGCACAACAUGGCAACCCGCAUCCAAAGAAUGUGGCGAGCCUAUCUCGCGUAUCGAGCAGAGUCCGCGACACGGAUACAGCGUAUGUGGAGGAAGAAGCGAACCGGGGCCGAGUUCCUGCAGCUUCGUGACAAGGGCCACCGGAUCCUCCAGGGACGCAAGGAAAGGAGGCGCAUGAGUCUGUUGGGCUCUCGCAGGUUCCUCGGCGACUACCUGGGCGCCAACGCCACCACUGGCCACGGCGCGCAGAUUCGCAACGCUGCGGGCAUAGGAUCCAACGAGCGGGCCAUCUUCUCUUGCCGUGGCGAGAUGCUCGAGGCCAAGUUCGGCCGGUCCAGCAAGCCGAGUCCCCGCACCAUCAUCAUCACCAGCAGCAAAUUUUACAUCAUCGCCCAGCUGCUUGUCAACGGCCAGCCGCAGAUCUCCGUCGAGAGGGCCGUUCCCCUUGGCUCCAUCAAAUUCAUCGGGACUUCUACGUGCCAGGAUGACUGGUUCUCGCUCGGAGUCGGAUCGGCACAGGAGCCCGAUCCCCUACUGAGCUGCGUCUUCAAGACUGAAAUGUUCACCCAGAUGCAGCGUGUGAUGCCCGGCGGAUUCAACCUCAAGGUUGGCGACGUGAUUGAGUACGCCAAGAAGCCGAAUAAGAUGCAGCAGGUCAAAGUCUUGAAAGACUCGCAGCAGCGAGCCGACUUUUACAAGAGCGGCGCUGUCCACACCCACCAAGGAGAACCCCCCAACUCGGGAUCGAGGCCAAUGCCAAAAACCAAGCCAGUACCCCCGAGGCCGAUUACACGGGGCAAACUCAUCAAGCCGGGCGGAGCUGGCGCAGCCCGAGCCGUGCCUCAGCCCCCCGCCGUGCUCAGCGCCGCAGCGGGUGCCCCUGCCGCAGCGAGCGCCGCCGCAGCUCAGCGACCCCUUGCAAACCACACGAGAAACCAGAACACUCCGCCUUCUACCCCGGCAAAGGUCACGGCCAAGGUGCUCUAUGAUUUUGCCGGCCAAAGGGAGAACGAGCUGUCCAUCCGUGCGGGGGAGAUACUUGAAAUUGUGCAAAAAGAAAACAACGGAUGGUGGCUGGCGAAAAACGCUCAAAAACAGGCCUGGGUUCCAGCGGCGUACGUGGAGGAACAGGCAGCAGCUCCGGUCCCCGCUCCUCGACCACCCCCGCCUCCGCCGUCGGCCAAGGCAAAGCCGCCGGCCCCGCCUGCGAAGCGACCGGCGGCCGGACGCAAGCCGGUCGACUUGGGACAGCGAGACUCGGGCAUGAGCCUGAACGGCGCCAGCGGCUCCGAGGGUAGCCGCAGCACAACGCCAACGCCCAGUCUGGCUGGCAGUUUAGCAGACGCUCUCCUGGCACGUAAAAAUGCCAUGCAAAAGGGUCGGGAGGAUGAUGACUGGUAA
Hirsutella rhossiliensis is the source of this 3558-nucleotide messenger RNA. Its product is annotated as myosin head (motor domain) domain-containing protein. Lineage: Eukaryota; Fungi; Ascomycota; Sordariomycetes; Hypocreales; Ophiocordycipitaceae. The record is from RefSeq and is a predicted model, not a curated record. Bases 1 to 3558 code for a protein of 1185 amino acids. The transcript has 5 exons. Gene Ontology annotation, biological process: actin filament organization; endocytosis; vesicle transport along actin filament. Gene Ontology annotation, cellular component: cell tip; plasma membrane; microvillus. Gene Ontology annotation, molecular function: microfilament motor activity; actin filament binding; ATP binding.